Molecule: messenger RNA, 471 nt
Organism: Macrosiphum euphorbiae (potato aphid)
Lineage: Eukaryota; Metazoa; Arthropoda; Insecta; Hemiptera; Aphididae
Source: the annotation of a GenBank genome assembly
AUGAAAAUUAUCCUAGUAAAUAAAUAUUGUUAUAUUGUUUUUAGUGACAAUGGUGCUAAUAUGAAAAAGGGAGUUGACGAUGCAUCUUUAGAUAGCUUUGGUUGUUUUUUGCACACAAUUCAUCUCAUUGUAACAGAGUCUAUGAAAAGUCAGAAAUCUGUACAAGAUCUAUUAGGUCGUGCCAGAAGAGUUUCUACUCAUUUCCAUCACUCAUCAUCAGCUACUGAUAGACUGAAAUCAAUACAAAUUGGACUAGGAGUUCAACAUAAAAAGGUUAUUCAAGAUAUUUGCACUAGGUGGAAUUCUAGUUUUUACAUGCUAGAGCGUUUGUUUAAUUUAAAACAUGCCAUUUUAAUAUUCACAUCUGAGGUUCCAUCAAGUCUACCAUCAUUUAAAGCAAAUGAUUGGACAGUAAUGGAGUCAUUAUUGAAUUUAUUAAGACCAUUCGAAGAGCUCACAAAACGCAUAUAA